Messenger RNA from Abrus precatorius (Indian licorice), 1836 nucleotides. Its product is annotated as ribulose bisphosphate carboxylase/oxygenase activase, chloroplastic-like. The coding region runs from base 241 to 1677 and encodes 478 amino acids. The transcript is spliced from 7 exons. Gene Ontology annotation, molecular function: ATP hydrolysis activity; ATP binding; ribulose-1,5-bisphosphate carboxylase/oxygenase activator activity. Gene Ontology annotation, cellular component: thylakoid; chloroplast stroma. The record is from RefSeq and is a predicted model, not a curated record. Lineage: Eukaryota; Viridiplantae; Streptophyta; Magnoliopsida; Fabales; Fabaceae.
AACCUCAAAAUCCAUGCCUCUAAGUAGCAACCUUGCAGGGGCUAUAUGGUUGCCACGUGGCAGAAAUCAAUCUUCAUUGUGUGGAUAUUAAGGAUUCUACAACUAAUCAAAAGGAUAUGAAUUUCGGUACACUCAAUUGCACACUUACUAUAAGUCCUUCCUAUUAUCAUUUCUGUUAGCCGCAAAAGGCUUGCUUGCACUACCUCUCCUUCUCUGCACCUCAGAGUACACAACACAACCAUGGCUGCCUCAGUCUCCACUGUUGGAGCUGUCAACGGAGCCCCAUUGAGGUUGAACAGCUCUGGAGCUGGAGCUUCAAUUCCCAGUUCAGCCUUCUUUGGAAGCAGCUUGAAGAAGGUUAUUGCCUCAAGGUUCCCAAACACAAAGAUUUCCUCUGGAAGUUUCAAAAUUGUUGCUGCAGAGAAAGAGAUUGAAGAGACCCAGCAAACUGAUCAGGACAGGUGGAAGGGUCUUGCCUAUGAUGUUUCAGAUGAUCAACAAGACAUCACAAGGGGAAAGGGUAUGGUUGAUUCACUUUUCCAAGCUUCAAUGGAUAGUGGAACUCACUAUGCAAUCAUGAACUCUUAUGAGUACCUUAGCGCUGGACUUAAACAGUACAACUUGGACAACAACAUGGACGGUCUUUACAUUGCUCCUGCUUUUAUGGACAAGCUUGUUGUUCACAUCACCAAGAACUUCAUGACCCUGCCAAACAUCAAGGUUCCUCUCAUUCUUGGUAUUUGGGGAGGCAAAGGUCAAGGAAAAUCUUUCCAAUGUGAGCUUGUCUUUGCCAAGAUGGGAAUCAGCCCCAUAAUGAUGAGUGCUGGAGAGCUUGAAAGUGGAAAUGCUGGAGAGCCAGCAAAAUUGAUCAGGCAAAGGUACCGUGAAGCUGCUGAUAUAAUUAAGAAGGGAAAGAUGUGUUGUCUCUUCAUCAAUGAUCUUGAUGCUGGUGCUGGUCGUCUUGGUGGAACCACCCAAUACACUGUCAACAACCAAAUGGUGAAUGCCACCCUCAUGAAUAUUGCUGAUAACCCCACAAAUGUUCAGCUCCCUGGUAUGUACAACAAGGAAGAGAACCCUCGUGUGCCCAUCAUUGUCACUGGUAAUGAUUUCUCAACACUAUAUGCUCCUCUUAUCCGUGAUGGACGUAUGGAGAAGUUCUACUGGGCACCUACAAGGGAAGACCGCAUUGGUGUCUGCAAGGGAAUUUUCCGCACUGACAAUGUACCUGAUGAUGACAUUGUCAAGCUUGUUGACACCUUCCCUGGCCAAUCCAUUGAUUUCUUUGGUGCACUCCGGGCUAGAGUAUAUGAUGAUGAAGUGAGGAAGUGGAUUUCUGGUGUUGGUGUUGCAAUGGUUGGGAAGAAGCUUGUGAACUCAAAGGAAGGACCUCCAACCUUUGACCAACCCUGGAUGAGUUUGGAUAAGCUCUUGGGGUAUGGUAACAUGCUUGUGCAAGAGCAAGAGAAUGUGAAGAGGGUCCAAUUGGCAGACAAGUACUUGAGCGAGGCUGCUCUUGGUGAUGCUAACGAAGAUGCCAUUAACAGAGGAACUUUCUAUGGCAAAGCAGCUCAGCAAGUAAAUAUUCCCGUUCCUGAAGGGUGCACUGAUCGAAAUGCUUCCAACUUUGACCCAACUGCUAGAAGUGACGAUGGAACCUGCUUAUACACAUCUUAAGAACCUAAGCAUUCUCAACCUGAGGAGAAGCUGAGACUUGAGAUAAUCGAAAAAUGUAUCUUGUUCAUAUUGGAUUGUUAUCCUUUAUAAUUUUGAGUUACAUUAUUGAGUAUGUUGUGCAAUGUUAAAUGUUGGCGCCUUUCUAUUCCUACUUGUGCA